Molecule: messenger RNA, 1866 nt
Organism: Dictyostelium purpureum
Lineage: Eukaryota; Evosea; Eumycetozoa; Dictyosteliales; Dictyosteliaceae
Exons: 2
Coding region: 1-1866 (621 amino acids)
Biological process (GO): protein deglycosylation; protein quality control for misfolded or incompletely synthesized proteins; glycoprotein catabolic process
Cellular component (GO): cytosol; nucleus
Molecular function (GO): peptide-N4-(N-acetyl-beta-glucosaminyl)asparagine amidase activity
Source: RefSeq, a predicted model, not a curated record
AUGAAAACAAUUGUUGUAAUCUAUAAUGAUAAGGAAUACCCUGUAGAAAUCGAAAGUGAUACAACAUAUGAAGAGUUAACAUUUCAAGUAUUUUCAUUAACUGAUGUAGAGCCUGAUGAUCAGCUCUUUUAUAAUUUAUAUAAUACUUCUACACCACCAUUACCAAACCAAAAACUUAAUGUUCUAAAUAAUCAAAAAGUAUUUUUACAAAAUUUCAAAAAUAAAAGUCAAUUAUUUAAUAGUUCAAAUAGUUUUAUAGAUCCAAGUUUAAGAAACAGAAUUGAAAGUUUUUAUAGGGGAAUGAUAAAGUAUAAUGAUGAAAGAUUACAAUAUUUAGCGCUUGAACAAAUACCCAUUGAAAUUAAAAAAGAACAGUCACAAAUGAAAAAAGUUCAAAUGUUAUUGGAUUGGUUUAAAAACAAUUAUUUUUGUUGGGUUAAUGCACCAGAAUGUAUCGAUCUAAAGUGUGGUACACCAAAUACUAAGUUGGUAGGUCACGAGCAACCAACAAUUGAAGAGAUGAAGCAUCAGGCAUCAAGAGUUGAGGUUUAUAGAUGUGAUAGUGGUCAUAUCACAAGAUUUCCUCGUUACAACAGUGUAGAGAAGUUAUUAGAAACAAAAUCAGGUAGAUGCGGCGAGUGGGCAAAUACUUUUACACUAUACUUAAUGGCUGUUGGGGUAAACACACGUUAUAUCUUUGAUUUUACUGAUCAUGUUUGGAAUGAAGCUUUUAUUGACGGUCGUUGGGUUCAUCUCGAUAGUUGCGAAGCAGCCUAUGACACUCCUCUAGUUUAUGAAGGUGGUUGGGGAAAAAAGAAUCUAUCCUAUAUAUUUGCCUUUGAAUUGGAUGGUGUAUAUGACGUUACCAAAAGAUACACUAUUCGUUUUAAUCAACUCAAUAGAAGUUUAGCAAAUGAACAAGCUUUAGUAUCAUAUCUCUAUCAAUUCAAUCACAAAAUUCGUUCAACAUUACCACACGAUUUACUACGUGACCUUUUAAAAAGAGAAACAUCAGAAUUGCUUGAAACAGAAACUUUUGCAUCUAGAAACUAUGGUGAUAAUCUAACUGGAAGAGUAUCAGGCUCAUUAGAUUGGAGAACAAGCAGGGGUGAAUCGGGUGAUGGGGAUCUUACUAUUGGACCUGGCAAUAAUAGCAGCAACAACAAUAACCAACUUCCAGUACCAACAAUUAAUAAAACCAUCUAUAUUUUAGACUCCAUCUCAAAGGCAAAAGAAUCACUAAACCUUGUUGGCAACUGUUCUAUUACAAAAAAUGGAAUUCAAAUAACUGCAAAUGAAACUGAUAAAAUUGGUGCAUUUUGGUUAAAAGAAAAAAUCGAUGUCAUUUCUAAUGGUGGCUUUAUUUGCAAAUUAAAAUUUUUAAUCAAAAAAGAUGGGGACGGUGCUGACGGUAUGGCUUUUGUUAUUCAGAAUAACAGCAUAAACUCUAUGGGAAUUGGUGGCUAUGGUCUUGGUUAUCACUCUAUACCAAACUCUGUUGCUAUCGAAUUUGAUACCUAUCCAUCAAAAGAUCACGCAAGAGAUCCAGACGGUAACCAUAUAAGUGUUAAUACACGUGGUCGUGAACCAAAUUCAGCCCAUCAUAGAUUUUCAAUAGCAUGUGGAAACCCAAAAAACAACAAACCAAUGAAUGAUGGUGUAGAGCACGAAUGUUUUAUCAAAUACUCUUCAAGUGAAAAAACCUUAGAUGUUUGGUUAGAUAACUAUCAGGUGUUAAAUAAAGUUAGUAUAGAUAUUCAAUCACUUUUAAAUUUAGAUUCAAAUAAAGCUUUUUUGGGCAUGACCGCUUCAACUGGUGGUUUAAAACAAGCACAUAUAAUUUCAUCAUUUUCAAUUGGUAAUUAA